Messenger RNA from Microcebus murinus (gray mouse lemur), 1865 nucleotides. Lineage: Eukaryota; Metazoa; Chordata; Mammalia; Primates; Cheirogaleidae. The record is from RefSeq and is a predicted model, not a curated record.
GACCCGCCCUGAAUGCCCAGCAGAAAGAGCUGGAGGCUGUUUCCUUGCAAUCUGGAGUCCCUGCCCUCUCUGCUCAAAAUCCCAGCCUGCCCUGGGGGCUGCCCGCCCCUUUUUGUGAUCCUCUGCGCGGGAGAGAGACCUGUCCGAGCAGGGGCCUGGACUACAUCUCCCGGCGUUCCUGGCUGAGUGGAGGCCUCUGUGCGCCGUCUGCACCGGUUACAGGCGACGAUGCGGCAGGCAGUGAGCAUGGUGGCCCGUCUGGGCUUUCGCCUGCAGCAACUCCCUUCUGUCCUGAGUCGUCAGCUCAGCUGCGCACAGGAUGUGCUCCGCCGGACACCGCUCUAUGAUUUGCACCUGGCCCAUGGUGGGAAAAUGGUGGAGUUCGCUGGUUGGAGUUUGCCAGUGCAGUACCGAGACAGUCACGUUGACUCGCACCUGCACACGCGCCAGCACUGCUCGCUCUUUGACGUGUCUCACAUGCUGCAGACCAAGAUACUUGGUAGUGACCGGGUGAAGCUGAUGGAGAGUAUAGUGGUUGGAGACAUUGCGGAGCUCGAGCCAAACCAGGGGACACUGUCACUAUUUACCAAUGAGGCUGGAGGCAUCUUAGAUGACUUGAUCGUGACCAACACUUCUGAGGGGUACCUGUAUGUGGUGUCCAACGCUGGCUGCUGCGACAAGGACUUGGCCCUUAUGCAGAACAAGGUGAGGGAGUUUCAGAACAAGGGCAGUGAUGUGGGCCUGGAGGUGAUGGAUAAUGCCUUGUUAGCCCUGCAAGGACCCACUGCGGCCCAGGUGCUGCAGGCUGGUGUAGCAGAUGACCUGAGGAAACUGCCCUUCAUGUCCAGUGCUGUGAUGGAAGUGUUUGGCGUGUCCAGCUGCCGUGUGACCCGCUGUGGCUACACGGGAGAGGAUGGUGUAGAGAUCUCGGUGCCAGCAGCAGGGGCAGUCCACCUGGCAACAGCUCUGCUGGAAAACCCAGAGGUGAAGCUGGCAGGGCUGGCGGCCAGGGACAGCCUGCGCCUGGAGGCAGGCCUCUGCCUGUAUGGGAAGGACAUUGAUGAACGCACCACACCUGUGGAAGGCAGCCUCGGUUGGACAUUGGGAAAGCGCCGCCGAGCUGCUAUGGAUUUCCCUGGAGCCAAAGUCAUUGUUCCUCAGCUGAAGAGCAAGGUGCAGCGGAGGCGUGUGGGGCUGAUGUGUGAGGGGGCCCCCAUGCGGGCGCACAGUCCCAUCCUGAGCACAGAGGGUGCUGUGAUUGGUACUGUGACCAGUGGCUGCCCUUCACCCUGCCUGAAGAAGAACGUGGCCAUGGGUUAUGUGCCCUAUGAGUAUAGUCAGCCGGGGACACUGCUGCUGGUAGAGGUGCGGCGGAAGCAGCAGAUGGCUAUGGUCAGCAAGAUGCCCUUUGUACCCAGGAACUACUACACUCUAAAGUGAGGAUUUGGCUUAAGGUGCUGAUUCUGAAGUGAAGUCUCACUUUUGUGGGGAGGAUAAAACCUGUCCAACCUACCUCACCAUGGUUUCUCACAUUGCAAGGGUUAUUACCAUGGGCAGUGUGGUAGGCCACCCUCACCAGUUUGCUUUCCAUGAAUGCAAACUGCUGCCUCUCCCUGGGUAGGAAUGAUUCCUGACUCAUGGAGGGUUGGGUCAGUAGGGCUGCCGUGCCUGUGUGUAAACUUGGGGAUGGCUGAGGGAACACGGACUCACCCUUCCACAUUCCCAAGUAGGCCUAGCCUGCUGCUCACCACCUAUUCAGAGCCCUAGGGCUGCUGUGGGGCAGGCUGGGCCUCCUCCUAGACUUGCCUUACCCUGGGCUGACCUUCAGCCCUGGGACCCAUUACUCGACUGGAGUCCUGAAAAAA